Messenger RNA from Bactrocera tryoni, 477 nucleotides. RefSeq lists its product as uncharacterized. The record is from RefSeq and is a predicted model, not a curated record. NCBI's taxonomy places the organism in Eukaryota, Metazoa, Arthropoda, Insecta, Diptera, Tephritidae. The coding region runs from base 97 to 477 and encodes 126 amino acids. The transcript has 2 exons.
GUGGCCAAAUGUUUUGGGAAGUCGACUGCCAGGUGAAUUCGGAUGCGUUUUUUAGAAACAACUUCCGAAUGAAGUGGUAUUCUUAAAUUGUGCAUUAUGUUGAAAGGUUUGGAGAAGGAAAAUACCAACUACCGCAAAGCAAUUCCAUUAGAGAAACGCAUUGCUAUUGCUUUAUAUGCUCUUGGCUCUUCUGCAGAAUAUCGAACAAUUGGAAAUAUGUUCGGAAUUGGUAAAAGCACUGUCUGCUCCAUUCUAAUUGAUUUCUGUCAUGAAGUCUGGCGUUGUUUGUGGCCUUUGUAUUUGAAGAAAUUCCCAAUGAACGAAAUUCAAUUGCGCGAAUAUUUAAAUGGUUUUGAGUCAUUGGGUUUCCCUCAAGUGUUAGGAGCUAUAGAUGGUUGUCAUAUAGAAGUUCGUCCAGCUGCAGAAGAUGCUGUUGACUACUACAAUUACAAAGGCUGGCAGUUCUUUUGGUUUUAG